UGCUUCUCUUUGAUCCUUCGAAUUUCACUCUUCUGCUGAAAUUCGCCGCCAUCUUCUCUCUCCCGAGCAAAUUGGCAGCUGGGUUUGUCGAUUUCUCUCCAAAUUUACUCCCUUUCAAAUCAAUGUCUUAGCUUCUGUCCGGAUCAAAUUCGUAUCUCCGACGAAGGACACGAUGACGCUCAGAGCUCAGAGUUUCUUGAUUCUUUUCUUCUUCUUCGUCUUUGCCGGAAUCUUACUGGGUUUCUCGUACUCGGCACCGAUGGAUUGUACGGACACCUCCCGUCUCUGUACUUCUUUCAUUGCCUUCAAACCGGACCAGAACCAGUCACUCCCAAUCAUCCAGAGCAUGUUCGACGCCUCGCCGGACGCCCCCCCCGCCGAUGAAGGCGCCGGCCUCGGCGGCUACGUCUACGUGAGGAAGAACUGCUCCUGCCUUCGGACAACCCAUAAAUACGCCACGAACACGACCUUCACCGUGAGACAGAAUCAUGGGUACGUGUACGAUCUGGUUAUGGAUGCGUACUCUGGUUUGGCAUUUCCGCCGAACACUACGAGGGCGGCUCGUCCCGGUGCGGUGGUCUCAGUGCAGCUGCUCUGCGGCUGCUCGAGCGGCCUAUGGAACUACCUGAUGAGUUACGUUGUGUCCGAUGGGGACAGUGUUCAGUCGCUGUCGAGCAGGUUCGGUGUCAGUAUGGACCGGAUCGAGGAGGUGAAUGGGAUCUCGAAUCCUGACAAUAUCACAGUUGGAGAUCUGUUCUACAUUCCUCUUGAUUCUGUUCCUGGAGAGCCCUAUUCAACGGAGAAGGCUAAUCCUGCAGCUCCUGCUCCGGCACCAGGGUCAAACAAUAGCGAUGUUUCAGCUGAUCAGAAGAGUCACAGUGCUAAAGACCAUGUACCGUAUAUAUGGAUUGUCGGCGGACUAGGGGCUGUUCUUGCACUUCUUGUCAUAUGCAUUCUCAUCUGUGUCUGCAUGAGGACAUCCAGUUGCUUCAGGGAUGGUCACUCGAAUGAUGAAGACGAUGAUAAUGGCCGGAAGGUUUCUCACAAAUUCCGAAUUCUUAGGAAGUCGGGUUUCUUUUGUGGGUCUGGUCGGUAUAUGUGUUGUAGAUCUGCCGACAUUAGGCAAACCAAUGGUGAACCUACGAGCCACCAGAUCACUGUUUCGACAGCUCUUGCCCAUGACAUCUUUGAUGUGGACAAGCCUGUUGUUUUCACAUAUGGAGAAAUUCUCGCUGCUACUGAUGAGUUCUCAGAUUCUAAUCUUCUUGGCCAUGGAAACUAUGGGUCAGUUUACUUUGGCAUUUUGCGCGACCAGGAAGUUGCGGUCAAGAGGAUGACUGCUACGAAAACUAAAGAGUUUGGAGCCGAGAUGAAAGUUCUUUGCAAAGUUCAUCAUAGCAAUCUGGUAGAGUUGAUCGGAUAUGCGGCAACCAAUGACGAGCUUUUCGUAGUGUAUGAAUAUGUCCAAAAGGGUAUCCUAAAAAGCCAUUUGCAUGACCCUCAGAGCAAAGGUAACACCCCGCUAUCUUGGAUAAUGAGGGUUCAGAUCGCUCUCGAUGCAGCGAGAGGUUUGGAAUACAUCCAUGAACAUACGAAAACUCAUUAUGUUCACCGAGAUAUCAAGACCAGCAACAUCUUGCUCGAUGAAUCUUUCAGGGCAAAGAUAUCGGACUUUGGCUUGGCAAAGCUUUUGGAUAAACCUGGCGAGGGAGAAACUACGGUUACCAAAGUUGUCGGUACAUAUGGUUACCUUGCACCAGAAUAUCUAAGUGAUGGUCUUGCCACCACGAAGAGCGAUGUCUAUGCCUUUGGUGUGGUCCUUUUCGAAAUUAUUUCCGGGAAAGAGGCUGUUAUAAGAACUGAAGCAGUAGGAACCAAGAACCCAGAGAGGCGUCCAUUGGCAACUAUUAUUCUAACAGCUCUUAGGAGCUCGCCGGAUUCUACGCGCAUGGCAAGUUUGAAGGAAUUCAUCGAUCCAAAUCUGGUGGACUUAUACCCGAAUGACUGUUUGUUCAAGGUGGCUAUGUUGGCGAAGCAGUGUGUGGACGAUGAUCCGAUUUUACGACCGGACAUGAAGCAAGUGGUCAUAUCACUGUCUCAGACACUCUUGUCUUCCAUAGAGUGGGAAGCAACUCUUGCUGGUAACAGCCAAGUCUUCAGCGGUCUUGUCCAAGGAAGAUAGAAAGAAAGAAACCUGAGAACACAGGUCGAAGGCCCGGCAAAUUUUGAGACCCUUUCUGCCGUUUGCCCGCCCGUCCGUUGCGUUGUUAUCGUUGGCUUACGAGGUAUGGUCGGAUACGUAUUUACAGACGGUAUCUAAAUCUUGAAUGUUGUUGAAUCUUGUCUCUAUAUGUUCAUUCUUUUUUUUUUUGGGGGUCGUUGUAUCUGUAUGUUGAAAAUUCUGGGCAUAAAACUACUUCCAUCUUUGAGAGUUGUAGAAGAAAUAUCUCCAUUGAUAAUCA
Tarenaya hassleriana is the source of this 2462-nucleotide messenger RNA. RefSeq names its product lysM domain receptor-like kinase 3. The coding region runs from base 173 to 2182 and encodes 669 amino acids. Gene Ontology annotation, biological process: protein phosphorylation; innate immune response. The record is from RefSeq and is a predicted model, not a curated record. Lineage: Eukaryota; Viridiplantae; Streptophyta; Magnoliopsida; Brassicales; Cleomaceae. Gene Ontology annotation, molecular function: ATP binding; transmembrane receptor protein kinase activity. The transcript is spliced from 11 exons.